GCUCUUCAUUUGACGAGGAAGUAACAACUUGAUGCAGUCUUCUAAACCUAUUAACGUUCGUGAACGAUUGCGAUGUUAACUAACAGAUACUCAUCGUCUUGGCACCAGGAAUCUCGAAGAACAUCAAAAGCUGGAUUAUGGAAAUUGCUUAAGUCAGAUAAGUACUUUUCCAAUUUUUAUUUCGAUAUUCUGGUCUUUUCACCUCAUUGCUUAACUUUGAUUACAUAGAAGCAGCAAUAAAAUUUCCGCUGGUCGUCCAGGUAAGUUUUUGGUAAGUGAUAGUAGUGAGUGAGCUUGCGCGCGUCACUAGAAAAUCGAUCAUUGAUUAGAUGAAUACCUGACGCAUUGUAACUGAUCACUUAGGAGAUACUUGCGAAACACAAUUUGAAGGUUAUGUGUUUCGAUUCGCUCUUGAAAGAAAAACUUUCAAGACUAUCAAUUAUGUCAGGCCGGCCUUACCUGGCAAACUUGAAAGACUCACUUUCAAGUUAAACAUAUUCUGCGAUACAUAGAAAAGAAAUACAGGGGAAAGACGUUUGGAAGACGACGAAACGCUUUCAAGCCAUAUGUUGUCUCUUUUCCUUGUCACAUUUGAAAUGAACCGCGUGCGCCCAAAUGUUGUCAGUGCCACACAUCUUGAAAGAACAAGCGCUUUCAAGACAUAUUUGCAAAUUUUCCGAUGGCCCCUAAACUAUAAAGGCAAAAAUUGCGUUCGGGUGUGAAAAUUUUAAGCCAAAGGAACUUUACCUGUCUAGUAACUGAUGCUUACCUUUUUUGAAUUCUUCAGUUUCUGCCGUUGAAAAAUGGUCAAUUUCCGUUCGAAUUCCGAUUGUAGUAAAAGAUUAGGAAAUGUCGGUUUUCAUUCUUGUUACUACCAGACAAAUUAAAUCGGUGUCACCCCAAAAUAAUUUCUUCAUUCGUAGCGGAUAUAAAAUAAAGUAAAAAAAAUAUAAAGAAGAAUAUUUACCUGACUCCUUAUGGUUAAAAAUGAAACUUUCUAUGAGAAAUAAUGCUAAUGUGAGUCUAAAAUACAUUUGCUGACUCUGGUUCAACAUUUUGCUGUUUUAGUAAUUAUUAAAAAUACCACAGAGGUUGUGAAUGUAACUGAGGGAGAGUCAGUGUCUCUGAACUGCACCAUUGAUGGCGAUGGAAGUUAUAGUUGGUAACGCCAGGAUGGAAUCGAGAUCGAAAACCCGAGAAGACAGGUUAAAGGUGGAGGACGACUCCUUGAAAUAAAAGACACGGCCAUUGCAGAUUCUGGCAAUUACACCUGUCGAAUAGGCGAAAACCCUCCGCACACCAUCACACUCCAGGUUUUGGUUCAAGUCAAGGUGGAAAUGGCCUUGAAGGUUGAAAAUUACAACUACACAAAAGAGCUGGAGAAUAAGUCAUCGCCACAAUACAAGACAAUUGAGCAAAACUUUACCGCUGAGAUGGACAUCCUUUACAGCGAGACUCCAGGAUAUAUUAGAACGGAGGUUUUGAAAAUGACGAAAGGAAGUGUAGUUGUGGAUUUCAACAUCAUUAUUCAAAUUAUUACAACCGAUCCCAAAAAUGAAACAACUAUCGCAGAUGAAAAGGCCAAAGUCGUCCAAACAGUAAUUAAAGAAGCCGACGAUGGGUUUGUAAAGCGGCUCAAAGUGUCCAAAGUUAUUCCAAAGACCCAACCUCCAGAGCCUAAUGAUGUGGAGAUCUUUGAUGUCAAAUCAGAUGAGAUAAGCGUUCGAUGGAAACCGUCGGACGAUGCUGAAACUUUCAACGUACGCACUUACUCGGUGCGCUACAGAGAGUAUAGUGAAAAGACCUACAUCGAGCAUAAUCAAACCGCUGACACUACAGACUACUCUUACAGGAUUAAGUCUCUCGAGCCAGAGACCGUCUACAUGAUAAUGGUCGGUGCUGUUAAUUCAUAUGGACCCAAUUUUAAUGAGGAAACUGGUCACGAAACCGAACCCGCAUCUUUUGCCUGGUGGAUCAUUGUCGUGGCUGUGUUAGGUGUCAUCUUGGUUCUUGCCAUAGUGGUUGGUAUAAUUGUUUACAGACGCAAGAAAGCGGAAGAAAGAGAGGAAAGAGAUGCUCGGUUUCAAGCUCUUGCAUUUGAAAACGACUCUCAAAGGAGCGAAGUAGCAGUUUACCAGGAUAAGAAUGUUAAAGGAUUAACGUUUACAAACAGUGCUUACAAACCGUGUGAGACGAAUUGGGAAGAGUUUCCGUACGAGAAUAUUAAGCUGUUGAAUGAACUAGGUUCGGGCGCAUUCGGCGUCGUUUAUAAAGGGGAGCUGGUACAAGAGAGUGGGAAAAUCCUUCCUUGCGCAGUAAAAGCCUUAAAACCGUCUGCCACAAAGGUGGAAAUAAAAGACUUGUACAAUGAGUUGGAAAUUAUGGUCAAUGUCGGACACCAUCCGAACCUUGUGAAUUUGAUCGGAGCAUGCACCCAAGAUGACCACCUACUCGUCAUAAUAGAGCUAGCAGAAAACGGCUGCUUGUUAGAUUUCUUGAAAAAGUCCCGCGAACAAAUUGGAAAUAACACCACAAGCGGCUUAACAGAAGAUAUGAAGACAUCAGUAGCCGUUGACGUGGCUCGAGGAAUGGCACAUUUAGCGAGCUGCAGGUGUAUCCACCGAGAUCUCGCAGCAAGGAAUGUAUUACUUGGGAAGGACUACGUUGCUAAGGUUUCCGAUUAUGGUAUGGCACGUGAUGUGUAUGAACAGCUGAUGUACAAGAAAGAAACUCAGGGUAAACUUCCCUUAAAAUGGAUGGCUAUCGAGUCUUUGGAAACAUAUACUUUCACGAUGGAAUCUGACGUAUGGGCAUAUGGAGUACUGCUCUGGGAAAUCGAAUCAGGAGGGUUGAAACCUUAUGCUGGGCUUAGCGCCGUGGAUCUGAUAGAACAACUAAAGAAGGGGUACAGAAUGGAGAAACCUAACGGAUGCUCGGACAAAAUGUACCAAGUCAUGAGAGAUUGUUGGAAUGCAAACCCUAACAUGAGACCAACUUUUGACGAGUUGAUUGUCCGUCUCGAGAGCACAAUCACGACUUAACUGCGUUAACAGCGACAACAACAACAACAACGACGACAAAAACAAAACAGCAACAAAAUAAAAACAACUAAACAAGAAAUUUUACAGGAAAAGGAAGGUUUAAGUAAACAAUUACGUUAGGAUUUUAAAGAUUUCGUUAAAGACAAUCCAGACCAGAAAAACGUAUUAAUUAGCAGAGGCUACGCUGGGCAAAAUUAUAGAUGAAAAUUCGCUGUGGUUUUGCUAUUGGUAGGCGUUAAAACACUUGAAUUGAACGAGUUUAACUUGAUCGCCCCGCGUUGGAAAUAACUAUCCACGUCGUGGUUGUUCACGUCCGUUUUACACGUAAGAUGUUUGUUACCCUUCCCCCAGACGUGACAAAUGGUGUCAAAAUUGUUGUAGAGGAAAUAUUGUCACCUAACGAAAACAGUGAAAACUUUAAGAGACUCUCUUAAUUUACUAUAAAGCUCGUUUAAUCAAAUGUUAAAGGGAAUGAUAUUUAACUGAGUUUUUAUAUUAAUACUAUAAUCGCUUAGAAAACGUGAAGCAACAGAGAUACAGCUAGUUUUCUUAAAUGUUAAAGGAAGGGAUAUUUAAUCGGCUUUUACACUAAUACCAUAAUCAAUUAGAAAACGUGAAGCAACAGAAAUACAGCAACAGAAAAGCAACAUAACUACAGCUUAUAAUCAAGUUGUAAGAGAUUCAAUGAAUCAUCGCACAAUAAUGCUUAUUUUUUAUUUGGGGGGGGGGGACAUUUCUUACAAGGAAGGGGUGGGAGAGUGGAGACCAUCCUUAUCUCCACACAAACCCAAUCUCGGAAAUUUUGGAAAAACAGUAGAACCCCGCUAACUCCCAAGGGAAACCAAAUUAGAGGGGUUCCAAAUAGCUGAUAGUAAAUGACUAAAAAAUGGGGUCAAGGAUCUUGUUCAGGUUCAGUAGCGAAGUGGUUUAACCGAGUUCGAGUUAGCGGGGUUCCACUGUAUUUCACUCUUGAAAAAAGUUUUUAUUUGGUUCUAGCAAUAUGUAGAUUUGCUGUUUAUUAUUACACAUUAGAAAGUUCAUGACAGAGAGUGUAUGGUGUAAACUACCCUGAGAAUAUUUAGAAGCUCAUUUGAUAUUUGUAAGGUGGCACCGAAAAAUACGAUACGUUUGCGAUUUUUAAUAAACUUUCAGAGGGCUUUGAGUCUCACUUUUCA
Stylophora pistillata is the source of this 4216-nucleotide messenger RNA. RefSeq names its product angiopoietin-1 receptor. Lineage: Eukaryota; Metazoa; Cnidaria; Anthozoa; Scleractinia; Pocilloporidae. Gene Ontology annotation, molecular function: transmembrane receptor protein tyrosine kinase activity; ATP binding; protein binding. Gene Ontology annotation, cellular component: signaling receptor complex; plasma membrane. The record is from RefSeq and is a predicted model, not a curated record. Gene Ontology annotation, biological process: cell surface receptor protein tyrosine kinase signaling pathway; multicellular organism development; protein phosphorylation.